AUGGAGAUACCUGGACAAUUAGCAACAUUCACCCUGGCACCUGAUUUUGUACCUGGGACGGAUUUCAUUACAAGAUUUCUUUUACAGGACGAAAGAAUUAUGGACAUUAUUGUAAAGGAUUUGGUUGAUCAAAAUGUCGACCAGUCCGCCUAUGGUCUGGGUCGCUGUGGUUGGGCAAACAAAUGCAUUUCUGAUGUCGUGUACAUUCCUAGGUUACCACAACUAUCUCCAGUCUUAAUAGAAGUCCAAUGUAAGAUGGAUGAGGCUUUUACAAGAAGACUAAUUAAUUAUUCCUUGCAAUUGAAACAAGAAUAUGGACAAUUACCAAAGGUGCUCGUAAUAUCUAUCCAAAAUAUUGCAACAAAAGUCAAAUCAACACUUAAAAUUUCUGAAAAUGAUUUCAUGUAUACAAUGACUUGUGACUUUUGGGCAGAAAGUUGUCAUAUAAUUUCAGCUGAAUCAAUUGAACCUCAUCUAAACAACAUCCCCUUGAACAAGUUGGUUGCUUUAAGUCACUUUCUUACCCAGCAAAAACGAAACAUAUUAUCUGUCCGUAAAAAAAAUGAUCCAACAAUACAGCUUCUAUAUCAAAUAUCUAAAGAUAAAUUUGAGAACGAGUGUCAUAUCGAAGAAGAAAAACUAAUUGUUAUUAACGACCUAUGUUUCAAAGCAAAAACUCAGUUUGAAAAAAUUGUAAAAUGUUUACAAAAUGGAGAAUCUACAGAAAAAGCAUUAAAAUACGCUGAAGAUGGUCAAAUUUACUUCUAUCAUCAAGAAAAUAAAUUUAAAAAAGAUCGUGAAAUAACGCCAAUCGAAGAUACACCAAACAUCAGCAAUUUGCUGACAGUUGAUUACCACAAUGAUAUAAUAGCAGCGGAUGAUGCGACGUUCAUUGAAGAGUUUCAAAAAAAGAAAAUAGGAAGGAUGAGCUGGGAACGUUGUUUCAAGGAAGGAAGAAACAAAGAAUUUUUUCUUAGCUACAGUAAUUGGAAAACUUUAAAAUCAUCAUACCACGGCAAAAGCAAAAAACUAAGCAAAAGAAAAAUAAUUGAAAUUGAACAAUAG
Molecule: messenger RNA, 1065 nt
Organism: Cokeromyces recurvatus
Lineage: Eukaryota; Fungi; Mucoromycota; Mucoromycetes; Mucorales; Mucoraceae
Exons: 2
Coding region: 1-1065 (354 amino acids)
Source: RefSeq, a predicted model, not a curated record